AAUACUCACCCAAUAUAGUCAUACAAGAAAACUAUGUAUUGGGUCAUUACUUGAAGCAUUAUUCUUCAACAAGGAAAGAACAAGUCUAACCAUACAGUUGAAAUGAAUGAUACAUACAAAACACAGAUUGAACUGUAGGAAACGGAGGGUGCUAAAAGCUUUGUAUAAAAUGUAUGUUUUAUUUUGUCGACGAGUUGGAAAACAAAAUUGGAAAAAAAAAAAAAACUAAUGGAAAUUCCUUUUUAAUGUUGUUUCAAACUGAAGUAAAAGACUAAAGCAUGAAGUUAUGGAGUUAUCAUGUCAGCCUAGUUAGAUCUCCUUUAUUUAAAGAACUGAUAAAUGUAAAGCACAUGAGCACAAGAAUCCUGGAAUCUACUUUUAGCUUACAGUGACAAGAAUACCCCCACUUUCCUAAGUUAAUCAGUUCCCGCUGUUACAAACUAUUAUCACAAGACUUAUAAUCAAUAUCUAACCAUCACACGAGGGAUUAGAAAAAGGUGAUUCAUAAAAUGUAUAACAAAAUGGCUAGUUCGUAAUCUUAUUAAAAAAAUCUCAUACAGCAUAUCCAGUUUAAUUAUCAGUUAAUACAAUUAAAGUUUGGACUGGGUAUUAUAAUAUAACUGUAAAUUCCUCUCCUAUUAUAAGAUAUCUACAUAGACUUAUUAUCAUCUAUAAAUAAGCGAGGUGAAGAUCAUUCUGGGCAUUAUUGGAACUUUUGAAGAGGCUUCCAAUGAACAGUGGCUUAAAACCCGAGCUUUUAUUGAUUAAUAAAGCAAUCAAGAAAAGCAGAGGAAAGUGCUUUAUUAACAAGGAAUUUCUAUAGACAAUACGAAAAAUUUUCAAUCCUUCUUUCAGUGGUCACCAUGAUUUCGUUGUCUGAUGUCUAUCAUGUUGUGGCAGCCACAGUCCCUCUGUAUGUAGCCAUGAUGUUAGCUUACAUCUCUGUAAAAUGGUGGAAGUUCUUCACAGCGGAGCAAUGUUCUGGAAUAAACAAGUUUGUGGCAAAAUUUUCAAUCCCACUGUUAUCCUUUCAAGUCAUUUCAGACAACAACCUCUACAAAAUGAACCUGCAACUGAUAUUGGCCGACUUCCUUCAGAAAAUAUUAGCUAUUGUUCUGCUAGGAGCAAUCACUAAAAUCACCUCUCGGGGAGGCUUAAAUUGGAUUAUCACUGGUCUCUCUCUGUCAACCAUGCCAAAUACUCUAAUUCUUGGACUACCAGUAUUGAAGGCUAUGUACGGCAGUGAAGCAGAUGUGCUUCUUGCCCAGAUAGUUGUCUUACAGAGCAUUCUUUGGUACAACAUAUUACUGUUUCUCUUUGAGUUCACUACCACCAAAGCAGCUUCUUUAGCUCCAGCAUCAGAAGCCACAGAAAUUGAUAUAACUCAAGAUGGACGAGCAAAAGAAGAAAUUGAGGAGGCAAGAGAUAGAAAUGGGAGGAGUCUCAAAACCAGGUCCAUUCUCUUAACAGUCGCUAGGAAGCUCAUCAUCAACCCCAAUACUCAUGCAACUAUAUUGGGUCUCAUUUGGGCAAGCAUACGAUUCAGGUGGGGAGUAAAACUGCCAGAAGUUAUUGACAGAUCAAUAAACAUUCUAUCAACUGGAGGACUUGGUAUGGCUAUGUUCAGCUUAGGUCUUUUCAUGGGUUCGCGGACUAGCAUUAUAGCAUGUGGUACAAAGAUGACACUGGUGGCCAUGGGAAUGAAAUUCUUAAUGGGGCCUGCACUUAUGGCAGCAUGCUCACUCGCUCUAGGACUUAGGGGAAGAUUGCUCAGAGUGGCAAUUGUGCAGGCAGCACUUCCUCAAGGAAUUGUUCCAUUUGUCUUUUCCAAAGAGUAUAACAUACAUCCAGACGUUUUAAGCACAGGGGUACUUUUGGGCUUGCUCAUUGCAUUGCCAGUAGCAUUGGCCUACUAUUACUUGCUGUCAUUGUAAAGCCUCCAUGCAGCCAUGCCACCACAGGAUACAUGGUGCUGCCGUAACAAGAAAUUUAGGACAUUGACGCCAAACAUCAGGAAAGACCACAUGCAGAGAUGAAGUUUUUGAGUUAAAAUUUUUUUGCCAUUUUCUUCCGAAAUGGUAUAGUGCUGAUGAUUUUAUGAAACAUGUAAAUGUGUGUGCUAAAGAUAUCAACGAAGGAUGAUCAUAUGCAAUAAACAAAAUAGAAGGAACAAUGCAAUGCGUUAAAUAGGAAACAGAGUGAACAGACCUUCGCUACUAAUCUAUCACCCAGAAUUAUCUGCAUCCUCGUGUUUGUAUAGUUCUACCCUCCAUUGUUUGACUCUGUAAUUUUUCAAAUACCAGCCGGGCUAUGAAAAUUCUCCAUAAGACAAUCGGAAAUUGCAUGAAAGUUCAUAGAAGAAAGUUUAUUUUCUCCA
Benincasa hispida (wax gourd) is the source of this 2377-nucleotide messenger RNA. RefSeq names its product Auxin efflux carrier family protein (gene PIN8). Gene Ontology annotation, biological process: auxin export across the plasma membrane; auxin polar transport. Gene Ontology annotation, cellular component: endoplasmic reticulum; plasma membrane. Gene Ontology annotation, molecular function: auxin efflux transmembrane transporter activity. Lineage: Eukaryota; Viridiplantae; Streptophyta; Magnoliopsida; Cucurbitales; Cucurbitaceae. The record is from RefSeq and is a predicted model, not a curated record.